This is a messenger RNA of Cicer arietinum (chickpea), 1476 nucleotides long. RefSeq names its product WAT1-related protein At1g44800. Gene Ontology annotation, molecular function: transmembrane transporter activity. The record is from RefSeq and is a predicted model, not a curated record. Gene Ontology annotation, cellular component: membrane. Lineage: Eukaryota; Viridiplantae; Streptophyta; Magnoliopsida; Fabales; Fabaceae.
CAAGUGUCAUCCACAAACUCUCACAAGUCACAAUUACCACCAAUUCCUUCAUAUUGUGAGAGUUUUGUGUAUCUUUUUUUGUGUGUGUAAAUCUUACAAAGACACACUUAAGAAGAUAUGACGGAUGUAUGUGAUAAAAUGAGCAAGGGGCUAAGAAAAAUUAAGCCUUACCUUGCUAUGGUGUGCCUUCAAUUUGGCUAUGCUGGAAUGUAUAUCAUCACUAUGGUUUCAUUUAAGCAUGGCAUGAGUCAUUGGGUACUCUCUGUAUAUCGUCACGUUGUUGCCACUAUCUUCAUGGCUCCUUUUGCCCUUGUCCUAGAAAGAAAAAUUCGACCAAAGAUGACACUCCCCAUCUUCUUGAGGCUGGCGGUUCUUGGAUUCCUUGAGCCAGUGCUUGAUCAAAACUUGUACAACAUGGGAAUGAAGAACACAUCAACAACGUUUGCAUCUGCCACCGUUAACAUUCUACCAGCUAUUACUUUUAUAAUGGCAAUCAUUUUCAGAUUAGAAACAGUAAACUUGAGAAAAAUUCACAGCAUAGCAAAGGUAGUUGGAACAGUGGUAACAGUAUCAGGAGCAAUGGUUAUGACAUUGUACAAAGGCCCUGCCCUUCAAAUAAUAAAGGGACAAGCAGCAAGCCAGCAUAACAGUUCAACCACAGACUCCUCUGAACAAAAUUGGGUGCUUGGCACUCUAAUGCUCAUAUCUAGUUGUGGUGGUUGGGCUAGCUUCUUUAUCUUGCAAUCUUUCACAUUGAAGAUGUACCCAGCAGAACUCUCUAUGACAGCUUGGAUUUGCUUUUUGGGUAUCUUUGAAGGUGCUAUUGCAACUUUUAUAUUUGAACGUGACAUGAGUGUUUGGUCUUUAGGCUUCGAUUCUAGGCUUCUAGCUUGUGUUUACUCUGGUAUAGUGUGUUCUGGAAUGGCAUACUAUAUACAAGGAGUUGUGACAAGGGAACGUGGCCCUGUCUUUGUUACUUCCUUCAGUCCUUUAUGUAUGAUUAUCACAGCUGCUUUGGGUGCUGUUGUCUUGGCUGAACAAACUCAUUUGGGAAGUAUAAUUGGAGCAAUUAUCAUUGUGUGUGGACUUUACACUGUGGUGUGGGGGAAAAGCAAAGAUAGUGUGAACAAUACAAUUGAUACAACACAAAGUGAGGGACAAGAAUUGCCAAUAAAAGAUGGUACAAGAAAAGGGUCAGACAUUUUUGAAAAUAUUGAGGUUAAUGUUCCUGGAGAUAUCAAGGUUGCAGGAAAAAAUGUCAAACCAUAAGCAAUCAUAGUUCCUUUAGAAUUAAUUAACAUCACAAAUUUUCAUACUUUAAUCAAGUCAAAGAGAGAUUUGGUGCACUUGUACAAAUCUUUCCCAAUGCCCUUACCACUGCCUUUUCAUAUAUAUUUUCCUUUCUUUAACUUUUUUUUUGUUUGUUUCUCAAACUAAGAGUAUAAAUAAAAUGUUUUGUCUCUAUUUUUGUCAUUU